Molecule: messenger RNA, 644 nt
Organism: Paraglomus occultum
Lineage: Eukaryota; Fungi; Glomeromycota; Glomeromycetes; Paraglomerales; Paraglomeraceae
Source: the annotation of a GenBank genome assembly
AUGCAAAUACUCGCAAAACUAUCAAUUCUAUGCUUAAGCAAAUGCUUAUAUCACAAUAUCUAUCUAACAUCAACUUUACUACCUAUACCUCAUUCAUGAUUUACAAAACUAUUUAUUAUGUGAGAGGCUUCUUACAAAUCCAAAAUGAGAAUGAACAAACACCCAAACUAAUUAGAACUACAAUCAAUAAUGUACUUCAAGAGAAACUCAUACCACUACCACCAAACCCUAAUGAAAUUCCUGAACAUAUUCAAGAAAUUCUACCAUUUACACUUCCAAUUACACAAAGAUCAUAUACAAGAGCUACUGUUAAUGCAUUAAGAAAAAUCUUCAGAUUUGACAAGCUAACAGAUAACUACUUUGCAAAACUUCCAACAUUACCUGAAAGAUACCAGGAUCUCUUACCAGAACUACAAACCUAUUUUCCAAUAACCAAUAGGCAAUCACUACAAUACCUCUCAUAUUUCAGACGAAAGCUUGCUGAUCAUUACACCUUCACUGCAAUUCCAAGUUCAUACUUUCAACUCCCACCACCAAAACAACCACUACCUACUACAUAUCAGGAACUCAACUAUAAAGUUAGAGGACUCUUCCUAUUCAAUUCAUCUACAUCCAAAAUACCAUUAGCUAAGGCAGUUGUAUAG